This is a messenger RNA of Penicillium samsonianum, 1107 nucleotides long. Its product is annotated as NAD(P)-dependent alcohol dehydrogenase. The coding region runs from base 1 to 1107 and encodes 368 amino acids. Lineage: Eukaryota; Fungi; Ascomycota; Eurotiomycetes; Eurotiales; Aspergillaceae. The record is from RefSeq and is a predicted model, not a curated record. Gene Ontology annotation, biological process: alcohol metabolic process. Gene Ontology annotation, molecular function: zinc ion binding; alcohol dehydrogenase (NADP+) activity. The transcript has a single exon.
AUGUCCCCUCUCACAGAACAAGACACCUUCAAAGGCUGGGUCGCCCACGACGCCAAAAGUCCCCUAACAUACACAACCUACAUCCCGAAACCCUUCACACCCACCGACGUCGAAAUCUCCAUCUCCCACUGCGGCAUCUGCGGCACCGACAUCCACACCCUACGCUCAGGCUGGGGUCCAGCCGACUACCCCUGCGUAGUCGGCCACGAGAUAAUCGGCACAGUAACACGUCUCGGCAGCGCCGUCGAAUCCGAGUCUAACCCUAACGCAAUCCGCCUCGGCGACCGCGUCGGCGUCGGCGCACAGAGCGGCGCCUGUCUCCGCGCAGACUGCGAAGCCUGCGCCGACGGCGAGGAAAGCUACUGCGUCCGCAUGACAGGCACUUACAACGGACGGUACAGCGACAAGUCGAAGUCGUAUGGCGGGUUUGCAGAGAAAUGGCGCGGGCCUGCGCAUUUCGUAUUCCGGAUUCCGGAUUCUCUGCCCUCGGCCGAGGCGGCGCCGUUGCUGUGUGCGGGUGUUACUGUGUUUGCGCCGUUGAGGAAGUACGGUGUUGGGCCUGGGAAGACGGUUGGGAUUGUUGGGGUUGGGGGGUUGGGUCAUUUAGGGAUUUUAUUUGCUAGGGCGCUUGGGGCGGAUCGUGUUGUUGCUAUUUCGCGGUCGUCGGGGAAGAAGGCGGAUGCUGUUGGUGGGCUUGGAGCUGAUGGGUUUAUUGCUACGGGUGAGGAGAAGGGGUGGGCGAAGAAAUACUCGCGCUCGCUUGAUGUUAUCUUGUGUACGGUUUCGGCGCAUGAUAUGCCCUUUGCGCAGUAUUUGAGGCUGCUUAAGCGCGAUGGGACUUUUGUGCAGGUUGGGGCGCCGGAGGAUGCAUUGCCGCCGCUUAUGGCUUGGAGUCUUAUUCAGAAGGGUGUUAAGGUCACUGGGUCCAAUAUUGGUUCACCGGGUGAUAUUCGGGCUAUGUUGGCUCUGGCUGCGGAGAAGAGGGUCUUGCCUUGGAUUCAGAAGAGGGAUAUGGUGGAUGUUAAUCAGGCGUUAGUUGAUAUGCAUGAGGGAAAGGCCAGAUAUCGGUAUGUGCUGCAAAAUGGUAUUGAGCAGGCGAAAUUGUAG